UUUAAUAAUGUAAACUUAUAAUCGUAAAGGUUAAAAUCAAAUUCGAUUCAAAAUUAAUGUUCUUCCAUAGAGAUCAAUGGAAAAGUGAAGUGCGGUUUCUCAAUAAGUGACACAAACCGUGAAUGUUUAACCAACUCAACGUGAUUGCCAUCAGAUUUUGAACAUUAUGAUCAACCGUUUGCUUACAUAGCUUUACUAUUCAUUGAACAAUCAUUGGAAUUUAGUUCAAGAGUUUUCAGUGAAUAAUUUUGACUGAAUACUUGUUCAGGAUUCAGAUCCACUAUCUAAAUCCAGUGACGGUAAAUUUAUGCGGCUAUGAGUCACAGCCUAUGACCAUCUCAAUUUUAUCAACUUAUGAGUUUUAAAAAACUCAAAAUCAACCUAAUUGUUUACCUUUUUUCUUUUUAAAUAGUUUGGUUAUAAUUUUUGUUUCAGUUAUGGUUAAUUUUUCUAACCCAUUAGUUUUACCAUUCUGAGGAACAAGUGAUACCUGUAUUUGCAUUUAAAUAUCUUUCAGUCUCCAUUUUUGCCUUGUUACUCAUUAUAUCUUCAUUCUGUGAUUCAGUGUUAUUUUUAUUCACCCGUCGAUUUAUAAAUAUAGAUAUUUUUUUGGUUUCAAGUGAAUCAUGUCUGCCUCGGGUUUAUACUUUUUAGACCUUAAGGGCAAAGUUCUGAUAUCUCGUAAUUAUCGUGGAGAAAUCGAGAUGAAUCGGAUUGAAAAAUUUAUGUCGCUAAUUAUGGAGAAGGAGGAGGAAGGUUGCCUCUCACCUAUUAUAAAGUACAAUGACGUUACCUUCAUGUGGAUUAAAUAUAAUAAUUUAUAUAUCGUUGCAUCAACUAAAAAAAAUGCUAACAUUGCUUUAGUAUUUGCAUUUUUACACAAAAUUGUCUCCGUCUUAGUUGACUACCUAAAAGAAUUGGAAGAAGAAAGUAUUCGGGAUAAUUUUGUUCUCAUUUAUGAAUUGUUAGAUGAAUUCAUGGAUUUUGGAUACCCUCAGACCACCGAUGCAAAAAUUUUACAGCAAUAUAUAACACAAGAGAGCCAUAAAAUGGAAGUCGCACCUAGGCCACCCAUGGCAGUUACAAAUGCAGUCUCUUGGAGAUCCGAAGGAAUUAAAUACCGUAAAAAUGAAGUUUUCCUGGACGUUAUUGAAUCAGUUAAUUUGUUGGCCAACGCCAGUGGAAAUGUGUUGAGAUCAGAGAUUGUUGGCUCUAUAAAAAUGAGAGUUUAUCUAACUGGUAUGCCCGAAUUAAGACUAGGCUUGAACGAUAAAGUUUUAUUUGAAAGCACUGGUAGAGGUAAAAGUAAAUCGGUUGAAUUGGAAGAUGUCAAAUUCCAUCAAUGUGUUCGCUUAUCACGAUUUGAAAACGACAGAACCAUUUCAUUUAUCCCACCUGAUGGUGAAUUUGAAUUGAUGUCAUAUCGCUUGAAUACCCAUGUUAAACCAUUAAUUUGGAUCGAAUCAGUCAUAGAACGUCAUCCCCAUUCCAGAGUAGCUUAUAUGAUAAAAGCAAGAAGUCAAUUCAAAAGGAGAUCAACUGCAAAUAAUGUUGAAAUAGUAAUUCCUGUGCCUCAUGAUGCUGAUUCACCUAAGUUUAAGACAUCCAUAGGUUCUGUUAAAUAUGCGCCUGAACAAGAUGCUAUUAUUUGGAGUAUAAAGUCUUUCCCCGGUGGUAAAGAGUUUCUAAUGAGGGCUCAUUUUGGUUUGCCUUCAGUCAUUAGUGAAGAAACAGAGGGUAAACCACCGAUUCAAGUUAAAUUUGAAAUACCCUAUUUCACAACUUCUGGUAUUCAAGUCAGAUAUCUCAAGAUAAUUGAGAAAAGUGGUUAUCAAGCUUUACCAUGGGUUCGUUAUAUCACUCAGAAUGGUGACUAUCAAUUGCGGACAAACUAGUUAAAAUUGUACUUUUGACCGAUUGCAAUUUAUUUACAUUUAUUCACAAAAGGGACUGAGCAGAUUUUCAAUUUAUUAUCAGAAACUUAUACAAAAAAUACAUAAAUAUAAAAACAUUUAUUAUAAACCAAAUAAUGUCAUCAAUCAUCAUAUUAUUGUAAUUCACUCUUUAUUUCAAAAGAAUAGUGCACUUAUAA
Messenger RNA from Tetranychus urticae (two-spotted spider mite), 2092 nucleotides. It is a transcript of the gene AP-1mu, whose product is annotated as adaptor protein complex 1, mu subunit. The record is from RefSeq and is a predicted model, not a curated record. NCBI's taxonomy places the organism in Eukaryota, Metazoa, Arthropoda, Arachnida, Trombidiformes, Tetranychidae. Gene Ontology annotation, cellular component: clathrin adaptor complex. Gene Ontology annotation, biological process: intracellular protein transport; vesicle-mediated transport.